This is a messenger RNA of Sorex araneus (European shrew), 993 nucleotides long. It is a transcript of the gene NEUROD4, whose product is annotated as neuronal differentiation 4. The coding region runs from base 1 to 993 and encodes 330 amino acids. Lineage: Eukaryota; Metazoa; Chordata; Mammalia; Eulipotyphla; Soricidae. Gene Ontology annotation, molecular function: protein dimerization activity. The transcript has a single exon. The record is from RefSeq and is a predicted model, not a curated record. Gene Ontology annotation, biological process: regulation of DNA-templated transcription; nervous system development.
AUGGAAAAAACUUAUAUGAAACCCAAGGAGGGGUCAGAGCUGGUCAGCAUGCCAUCCUGGAUGGACAAAGGCGUGGGCUCACAGAGUGGGAUGAAGGAGGAGGAGCGACCAGCGACGUAUGGGAUGGUCCGCAGCUUAACUGAAGAACAUGAAAGUAUCGAGGAGGAAGAAGAGGAGGAAGAGGAUGGAGAGAAGCCCAAACGGAGGGGUCCCAAGAAAAAGAAAAUGACGAAAGCUCGUCUUGAGAGAUUCAGGGCUCGAAGGGUGAAAGCCAACGCUCGAGAACGGACUAGAAUGCAUGGCCUGAAUGACGCUCUCGAUAACCUGAGGAGAGUCAUGCCUUGUUACUCGAAGACCCAGAAGCUCUCUAAGAUAGAGACGCUCAGGCUGGCCAGGAACUACAUUUGGGCUUUGUCUGAGGUCCUGGAAACUGGCCAGACCCCCGAAGGGAAGGGCUUCGUGGAGAUGCUCUGCAAAGGGCUCUCACAGCCCACGAGUAACCUGGUGGCUGGAUGCCUCCAGCUGGGCCCCCCGUCCAUCCUUCUGGAGAAGCGUGAGGAGAAAUCACCUAUUUGUGACUCUGUCAUUUCUGUCCACAACUUCAACUAUCAGUCUCCUGGGCUCCCCAGCCCUCCUUAUGGCCACAUGGAAACACAUCUUAUUAAUCUCAAGCCCCCGGUGUUCAAGAGUUUGGGAGCGUCAUCCUUUGGGAGCCACCCCCCAGACUGCAGUACCCCUCCGUAUGAGGGCCCACUCACGCCACCCCUGAGCAUCAGUGGGAACUUCUCCUUGAAGCAAGAUGCCUCUCCUGACCUGGAUAAGUCCUACAGCUUCAUCACGCAGUACCCCACUGCAAGUCUAAGCUCGGGGCAUGUGCAUUCAAACCCCUUUCAGGCCGGUACCUCUCGCUAUGAGGUUCCCAUAGAUAUGUCCUAUGACUCCUACCACCACCAAGGAAUUGGGGCCCAAAUGAAUACAAUAUUCACUGAUUAG